AUGGCUUCACGAUUACUUGAAACAGAUGAAGAACCAACUGAUACAGAUUUGAAAAAGAAUGUAACGCCAUCUGAUUUAUCACUGAACAAGUUACAAAUUGUGUAUUACUUAGUUAUAUUUUAUAUUUACAUCCAUGUUGCUGCAUUUUAUGGCCUUUAUUUGGGUUGUACAUCAGCUAAAUGGUCUACUAUGGGAUUUGGAGUGCUGAUGCAUAUAUUGGGUACCAUCGGCAUCACAGCAGGUGCCCACAGACUGUGGUCCCACAGAUCAUACAAAGCAAAACUUCCCCUGCAAAUAAUGCUCAUGGUAUUUAAUAGCAUAACCUCUCAAAAGACAGUGAUAAAUUGGUCAAGAGACCAUCGCGUCCACCAUAAAUGUUCCGAUACCGAAGGAGACCCUCACAACGCCAGCCGUGGAUUCUUCUACUCGCAUAUGGGUUGGCUGAUGACCAAAAAAUCGGAGGAGGUUAUAAAACAAGGGAAAGUUAUAGAUGUGUCUGAUUUAUACAGCAAUCCUGUCAUACGCCUCCAGAAUGAUUAUCCGGCACCUAUUAUUGGAACACUCUGCUUCGUUCUCCCGACUGUCAUACCGAUGUACUUCUGGGGUGAAACCUUCAACAACGCUUGGCAUUUGAACAUGUUACGUUUUGUCGUGACCUUGCACAUCAUCUGCUGUGUCAACAGUGUUGCCCACUUCUGGGGUUACAAACCGUACGACAAAAAACUUCGACCUUGCCAAAAUCCCAUUCUAAGUUCUGUCGUUCUUGGGGAAGGAUUCCACAACUACCACCAUGUGUUCCCGUGGGACUACCGCGCUUCUGAGCUUGGAAACAAAUACCUGAACCUCUCUACUAUGUUCAUUGACUUUUUUGCUUGGGUUGGAUGGGCUUAUGAUCUCAAGGCAACAUCUGAAGAGAUUAUUAAGAAUCGAAAAGAGCGAACAGGCGACGGCACGGAUCUAUGGGGACACGCUGAUUGA
Messenger RNA from Ostrinia nubilalis (European corn borer), 978 nucleotides. RefSeq names its product acyl-CoA Delta(11) desaturase-like. The record is from RefSeq and is a predicted model, not a curated record. Gene Ontology annotation, cellular component: endoplasmic reticulum membrane. Lineage: Eukaryota; Metazoa; Arthropoda; Insecta; Lepidoptera; Crambidae. The coding region runs from base 1 to 978 and encodes 325 amino acids. Gene Ontology annotation, molecular function: stearoyl-CoA 9-desaturase activity; iron ion binding. The transcript has 3 exons. Gene Ontology annotation, biological process: unsaturated fatty acid biosynthetic process.